AUGGAGCCUUUCAACGAACAUGAGAAGCGACAACUUCUCACCGAGAUAAUCAAGCACAGCCAAAUCGACAACCACCAACUGUACAGAUUCAUUGGGGGCUCUAGUGUUGCACCCAACUGGUUUCACCUGGCCCUGCCAAAUGGUCGAACCCUAGCCCAGUGUCAGAUGACUCUCGCGACAAUGGGAAAAGAAGUGUCUGCGCAAGGGAUCAAGCGAAAAGCUCCCGGCGAUGGACCAAGCAAUGAAGCUGGUAACGGCGUUCAGACGCCCGGUUCUCAGGAACCAGAGGUGCAAGCUCAACCUGCUACAGUACAAAGUUCUCAUAUGAGCGUACAACAUCAGUCAGCCAUGCCUAUGAACCAACAACAGUACCAGUAUCAGUCUGGGCCUCCACCUAAGAAGAAGGGCCGCCCAGCCUAUUCAGGUAGAAACGCAAUGGGCCAGCGACCUUUCAACCCUCGGCUCCUUGCCCCCAUGCCUGGUCAACAAGUCGUACAGAAUGCACAGUCGUCUUUCCGGCCUAUUGCUCCGGCUCCUCAGCUGCAUUCUGGCACGGCCGCGGUUGUUGGGCCAGUUGUUACCAGUGGCAUGGAUCAGGGGCUUAUGUGUGCACCGGCUACACAACAGCAGGGCAGAAUGAGAGUUCCCACCGUCCAGAUGCGAAUGGCCAUGGAAGAGAUGGCUCGUCAGAGAGGUGACCAACAAGCCCUUCUAGCACUAAGCCGACUUCCUGGACCAGCACCCAACCGCUCUAGAUCAAACAGCGAAGUAGUCCCUGACACUUCGGAGCAGGAAGAUACCGAGAAAGAUCGAUCACGCUCUGUUGAGCUGAUUGAGACAAAGGACGAAAACAGCGCCGCUGAGGAUGAUACAUCAGAACAAGCGGAGGGACAGAAGAAUGGCACCCCCGAGCAGAGCAAGGGUCUACGCCGCAGUCAACGCAAAGCUUGA
Messenger RNA from Fusarium pseudograminearum CS3096, 951 nucleotides. RefSeq lists its product as uncharacterized. Lineage: Eukaryota; Fungi; Ascomycota; Sordariomycetes; Hypocreales; Nectriaceae. The record is from RefSeq and is a predicted model, not a curated record. The transcript is spliced from 4 exons. Bases 1 to 951 code for a protein of 316 amino acids.